UUAAGUUAAAACAAGUGAACCUAUAUAGGAACCUCACAUUGUCCUAGAUAUAUAUUAUUGUAACAGAGAUUGAUUGUAAAAUAUAAAGCGAAUAUUUGGAAUAUAAUGAGUAGCCAAUAUUCAUUCACUAAAAACAAAAUAGAUUCUGAUGACUCAGAUAGUUUUACGUUAAGAAUAUCGAGCAACGAAAGUGAAAAUGAUAGUCUGAAACUUGCGAUUUCUGCAAGUGAUGACGAUAAUACCAAUAGUGAUUACUAUAAUUCUGCGACAGGAAGUGGGCUGUCAUCUUCGACGAUCCAAAUGGAUGAGAACAGAUCGCUCAGUCCUAUUUUCAAUUUUAAAAUGGUUCAAAGAAAAACAGUUUCUUUUCAGUCUUUGAGUUACAAGUUACAACUUUGUAUCAAUAAAGUGGAGGCAUACAAAAAAAACGAAUUAUUUUCAAAUUCUGAAAACAGAAAUGAAAAUAGUUCAUCCUCUGAAAGUGAGCUAGAAAUGAAUCAAUUUAAGAAAAUUGGUAAUCAAACCAAUAGAGAGCUAUUUAGUUCAGAUGGUGAUAGUUGUUCGACGAAUGAAAGAAAUGUCAUGAGAAAUUCAUUACAUUCCUAUCGAAUAUUAAAAGAAUCUGAUAAACUGAAAAAAUGUAAAAUUGAAGUUUGGGAACCUAUAACGACUUUAAGUUUAAAAUGAUAGCAAUAUUCUGAAUUUUCAAAUAUUUCAUUUGUAUAAAGUUGAGAAGAUACCACAUCAGAAUUAAUUU
Molecule: messenger RNA, 757 nt
Organism: Phymastichus coffea
Lineage: Eukaryota; Metazoa; Arthropoda; Insecta; Hymenoptera; Eulophidae
Exons: 5
Coding region: 106-687 (193 amino acids)
Source: RefSeq, a predicted model, not a curated record